Molecule: messenger RNA, 873 nt
Organism: Aspergillus calidoustus
Lineage: Eukaryota; Fungi; Ascomycota; Eurotiomycetes; Eurotiales; Aspergillaceae
Source: the annotation of a GenBank genome assembly
AUGCCCGCCACCGUCCAACGCUUCUCCGCAGCCUCUGCAGACCCGCACAUCCUGCACCAGCACCUCCUCGCCUCCGGGGUCGUGAUAAUCGAAGGCGCCGCAACGCGCUCAACCAUCGACGACAUCCUCGCCGAGAUCGCCGAGAACCAGUCCCAAUCCCAAUCCCAACCCCAGCCGGAAGCACAAACCUUCGCCCUCGCCGCCAAAAGCCCCACCUUCGCAACACAACUCCUCAUGAACCCGCUGUACAUGGACCUCGCGAAACGCAUCCUCACCGACACAGCCAUCAUCUACUACGAGCAGGACCGCACCGUCUCCAUCUCCGAGCCGCAGGUAUCCGCAACAGAGAUCCUCACCGCGGUCCCCGGUGCGCAGGCCUGGGGUCUCCGCCGCCGCGACGAGUGCCACCAUAUCACGCACCCGGCGAAGCGCGAGAGCGACGUGGGCAUCAUGUAUGCGGCAACGGAUGUGACCGCGGCCAACGGCGCGGUGCGGGUGGUUGUCGGCUCGAAUUGGUGGGUUGAUGAGCGGGAUCCCGCUGCUGACGAGGAGGUGCGCGUGGAGAUGCGCAAGGGGGAUGCGUUGGUUUGGCUCGGCUCAACCUAUUACGGCCGCGCCGCAAACAGCACAGCCGACGAGACAAGCAUUCUCCUCGGCGCAAUCGCGAUCCCGGGGUACCUGCGGCAAGAGGAGAACCAGUACCUCGCUGUUCCCUGGGAGGGCGUCGCGGAGACGUAUCCGACGGCCGUGCAGCAGUUCUUGGGGUACUCGGUUAGUCGCCCGUAUGGAGGUGCCGUCGAGCAUAUGGAGCCGUUGGAUUAUCUCAAGGUCAAGGGGGAUUGGUCAAAGUAUGUUCCUGUUGAUCUUAUUUGA